Molecule: messenger RNA, 3130 nt
Organism: Mugil cephalus (flathead mullet)
Lineage: Eukaryota; Metazoa; Chordata; Actinopteri; Mugiliformes; Mugilidae
Gene: spra
Product: sepiapterin reductase a
Exons: 3
Coding region: 75-878 (267 amino acids)
Biological process (GO): tetrahydrobiopterin biosynthetic process
Molecular function (GO): sepiapterin reductase (NADP+) activity
Source: RefSeq, a predicted model, not a curated record
CGUCUUCGUUACAACAGAAACAUAUUUCUCCGUUCCCAUACCAGUGUGUCGUUCUUCCUCUGUGUCUCUAUACCAUGUCUUCUGCUGAAAGUAAAGACCUGGGCCGAGUGCUUUGCAUUAUCACCGGGGCGUCCAGAGGCUUUGGUCGAACUGUAGCGAGGGAGAUGUCUCGGAUGGCAAAGCCGGGCUCUGUGCUCGUUCUGGUGGCCCGCUCCGGUGACGACCUCCGGGUUUUGCAGGUGGAGCUGGCCGAGUCGGAGGCAGGCAGAGCGGACUUGAAGGUGCAUAGUGUGGUGGCAGAUGUGGGUCAACCCGAGGGACUGGAUAGCGCUGUCAGAGCAUCUCAAGAGUUUUUUUCUGAAGAGAUAGAUCACAUCAUACUGGUCAACAACGCCGCCUCUCUAGGUGAUGUUUCCCGCUACACUACGAGCUUCACUAACAUGGCUGAGGUGAACUCUUACUUGUCUCUGAACGUCAGCUCCUGCCUGUGUCUCACUGCCAAGGUGCUGCAGGCUUUUCCACAGCAGCCAGGUGUACGGCGCACCAUUGUUAACAUCACCUCGCUGUGCGCCUUGCAGCCUUUUUGCUCUUGGGUGCUGUACUGCACUGGCAAAGCUGCCCGAGAGAUGAUGUUCAGGGUGCUGGCCAAAGAGGAGCCAGAUCUGCGGGUGCUCAAUUACUCUCCAGGACCUCUGGACACAUCUAUGCAGAUGGAAGCCAGAACCAGAACGGCUGAUUCCAGCAUCAGGAAGUCUUUUUCAGACAUGUACGCUCAGGGCCAGCUUCUUACCUGUGAGGCCUCUUGUGCCAAAUUGAUGAAGCUGCUGCUGGAAGAUAACUACACAUCAGGGGCUCAUAUAGAUGUCUAUGAUGUGUAGAGGCUGCAGGAGAACUUCCAGCCAUUUAUAGCAUAUUGUUCCUAGCUUUUAAUUGAACCCAAACACAUUUAUAUAUUUUAAGAGUUUUAAUAAAGGAUUAUCUUAUAAACUAUUUAUUUAAUUAUGUGAGGUUAUUGUACAUGAUGUUGAGAUAAUAUGUGUAAUGUUUAAGUACGCAUUUAAAUGUGUUUCAUCUCCAUCGCAAUCUCAGAAGACCAUGGAUUUCUUGUGCCCGGGAGUUCGAUUUUGGUGCAGUGUCUUCCUUGGCUGUGGAUUCCAAUCUUAUAGUGGCAGACUCAGCUGCAGAUGUCACAUAUAUAGGCCGGAUCCGUUGUUGUUGAGGGCAUGGUAGUGACUUGUUGCUGCUUCCCCAACUUCCUUUUUGUUUCUUGUUGUUUAGCCAAGGUGGUGCAGAAGCCAUGCUCCCAUUGAUGAUGAUCUUGAGCUGCAUCUUCCCAGGUGGUUGGAUUGAUGAAGGAUUUGAGAUCUUGCCGCAGACAUCCUUAUAGCAAAGCUAAGGACUGUCGAUUGACCUUUUACCAGAUGACAGUUCUGCAUAUGGGAGGAUUCGACCAUCUGCCAGACAUGGCCCAGCCAGUGGAGAAGUUGCUGCCUCAGGAGAGAAAACAUGGUGGGGAGCUAAGCUGUCUCCAGGACUGCUGAGUUUGUGAUCUUGUCCCACCAGGUGAUGCCCAGUACAUGUCGCAGGCUUCACAGAUAGACGAUGGAGCCUCCGUUCUUGGUGUGACUAUGGGGUCCAAACUUCACUGCCAUACAGGAGUGUACAAAUGACACAGGCUCUGUACACCUGAAUCUUUGUGUGGAUAGUGAGGUUGUUGUCCCAGACUCUAGGUGUAAGCCUCCCAAAAGUAAAGACUGCUUUUCCAAUCCGGCUGCUGCCUUCAAAGUGACAGGUUGUUGGUGAUGGUAGACCCAAAGUAGGUGAAACUGCUUUCAGCUUGCAGUGUGUAGUUGUUGAUGGUGAUAGAAACAGGAUAGAAAACCAUUGUCUUGGUUUUGUUCAAGCUGCUGGUCAGGUACUGGCAUGCUUGAGUGAACCGGUUGAUGAGGGGGUCUGCAGGUGCUCCUGGGAGUGUGAGGCCACUGCUGCACACUCCCAGGAGCAAACAGCAACUCCUUUAUGAUGCGUGGUCUGACCUUUGUCCUAGCUUUCAGUCGGGAGAGGUUGAAUAGUUUGCCAUCUGUCCAUGUGUGCAGUGACUCCUACAGUGGAUGUUCCAAAAGCUUUUUGCAGGAGGAGGAGAAGAAAAUCCCAAGCAAGGUGGGCGCCAACACAUGUCUGCUUAACACCACAGCAGAUGAAAGGGUCUGAAAUGGACCCAUCGAACUGCAUGGUGCCAUACACAUUGGUAUGAAAAGACUGGAGGAUGCAGAGAUGUUUUGGAGGGCAACCUAACUUUCCAGUUGGAAUAGGCCACUCCUGCUCAUAGAGUCAAAUGCUUUGGUAAGAUCGAUGAAGGCCAUGAGUGGUUCACUACUCUCUGCACUUCUCCUGCAGUUGCCACAGAGAGAAGAUCAUGUCCAGAGUAGAUACUCCGGCUCAGAACCAUGCCUGUUACUCUGGGUAAAGCUUUUCUGGAAGGACUUAGAGUCUGUUCAGUGCGACUAGCAAAGAGCUUACCGGUGAUACACAGUAGAGCAAUGCCACGGUAGUUGUUACAAUUACUUCUGUCUCCUGUGUUCUUAUAUAUGGUGCUGAUAUUUGCUUCUCUCAUGUCCUGUGGGACAGCACCUUCCUUUCAGCACAGGCAGAGGAGCUUGUGGGUGCGGAAGAGUAGGUUUCCCACGCUUGAGCACUUCGGCAGUUACCCCAUCGCUGCCUGGUGCUUUUCUGCUGGUCAAGGUGUUAAUCGCUUUGCUUAGGUUCAGAAAUGGUGAGGUUGGGCCUAGAGGGAUCGAACUCAUUAUUUGAGCACAUACUACAGAUAUUGGAUUGGAUUGACAGCUAUAUUCCUCACGCUGCCAGAUAGUAUGAUAAAGAGAUUAUCCGUGAUCUUCACUUCCUUUGACAUUGGUUAUAAUGCUAUCUUGGUGUAGGAUCUUCAGUCAAAAAUUCUGUGGUCAGUGGACCAUGCUUGUCAAAUUUUGCCGCACUGAGGCAGCAGACUGUGUCAGUUGCACACACAAUUUAGAAAAGAAGUUAAAACAAAAAGUAAAUCUUACAUAUGUAUGUAAAAUUUCUCUGCUAUAUUCCAGAUCAUGAAUAAAUAAAGGAUUGUCUUAAAAACUAA